Molecule: messenger RNA, 1649 nt
Organism: Capra hircus (goat)
Lineage: Eukaryota; Metazoa; Chordata; Mammalia; Artiodactyla; Bovidae
Gene: BPNT1
Product: 3'(2'), 5'-bisphosphate nucleotidase 1
Exons: 10
Coding region: 186-1157 (323 amino acids)
Biological process (GO): phosphatidylinositol phosphate biosynthetic process
Molecular function (GO): 3'(2'),5'-bisphosphate nucleotidase activity
Source: RefSeq, a predicted model, not a curated record
GCUGUUCUGAGCCUGCGCGGAAUUAGCCGCAUGCUCAGUAGCCGGGGUAGGGUUGCUCCGCAUCUGCUGUUGACCUAGCCCAGGAGGGUGAACGCUGCGCGGGACCUGGUGCCUGGUAUCGCUCUUCUGGUUACCCCUGACGGGUGUUUCGUCUGACUUGGUCCCAGUCUUGUCACCGGCCCAUCAUGGCAUCCAGUCCCGCUGUGUUGAUGCGGUUGGUGGCUUCGGCAUAUUCUAUUGCUCAAAAGGCAGGAACGAUAGUCAGGCGUGUUAUCGCCGAAGGAGACCUGGGUAUCAUUGAGAAGACCUGUGCAACAGACCUGCAGACCAAGGCUGACCGAUUAGUUCAAGUGAGCAUAUGUUCUUCACUGGCACGGAAGUUCCCCAAACUAACAAUUAUAGGGGAAGAGGAUCUGCCCCCUGAAGACGUGGAUCAAGAGCUGAUUGAAGAUGGUCAGUGGGAGGAGAUACUGAAGCAGCCGUGCCCAUCACAGUACAGUGGUAUCAAGGAGGAAGAUCUUGUGGUCUGGGUUGAUCCUCUGGAUGGUACCAAGGAAUAUACCGAAGGUCUUCUUGACAAUGUAACAGUUCUUAUUGGAAUUGCUUAUGAAGGAAAAGCCAUAGCAGGAGUUAUUAACCAGCCAUAUUACAACUACCAGAACGAUGAAAAUCAGAAGUUAAGGGAACCCAGGAAUGACGCAAAGGCAGGACCAGAUGCUGUGCUGGGGAGAACUAUCUGGGGAGUUUUGGGUUUAGGUGCCUUCGGGUUUCAGCUGAAAGAAGUACCCGCCGGCAAACACAUCAUCACAACUACCCGGUCUCAUAACAGCCAGUUGGUUACAGACUGCAUCACAGCUAUGAACCCUGAUGAUGUGCUGAGAGUGGGGGGAGCAGGAAAUAAGAUAAUUCAGCUGAUUGAAGGCAAAGCCUCUGCUUAUGUAUUUGCAAGUCCUGGAUGCAAGAAGUGGGACACCUGUGCUCCAGAAGUCAUUUUACAUGCUGUCGGAGGCAAGUUAACCGAUAUCCAUGGAAAUGCCCUUCAGUAUAACAAGGAGGUGAAGCACAUGAACUCGGCCGGAGUCCUAGCCACACUGAGGAAUUAUGACUAUUAUGCAAGUCGAGUUCCCCAGUCUGUUAAAAAUGCACUUGUUCCUUGAAGGGAAAUCUCAUCAACUCAGCCAGGAGAAGGACUUGGUUCUCAAAAAUAAUACAUUUUAAAAUUAAUUGAAUGGAAUUUGAGCUCUACUUUUACUUCGUUGUUGAUCACCAGUUUACAUUUGAUUACUGAGGAGUAGGAAGUAGGAUUUUUAAAUGUCUUGAUAAAUCCAUCACCCAGACCAAUUUUGACAUCUGGAAAAUUUGCAAAGUCACCCUGUGUCACAUUUCUUUUCUUCCUUGUAUUUGGUGCAGUGAAAGAAAAGUUUAUUUCCAAUUUGCUGUCCUGAUCCAUUGUUGAAUCAACAUUCCUAUUUUGUAAACCAGAUUUCUCUAGGGCGUAAAACCAGUUGUUACCUGAAUCUCAUUCCUGUCUUUCAGUGUAAUGUAAAAAGUUUCCCUGCUCCCAUCCUGAAUACAUUAAAAUGUCACUGUAUAUGUUGAAGAAACAGAUUUUGGAGAAAUGUUUCUUUAUAAUAAAUUAUUUACUUUUA